CUUCGGUCAUCUGCUAAGAGACUGCAUUGAAUGGAUGGGUCUCUCUGGGAGAAGACAGACAGAUACUCGCCCCUUAUGAUCCUGGUGACAUCGCUCAGCUGGGAAAACGGCACAGAAAUGACUGUCAGUGCAGAUCCAAAGAUCUGCCUGUCAUUCUUGUAUCAGAAUGACCCUUUCUAUUCCCUCUGCCUUUCAGACCUGCUGACAGCACCCCAGCGAGUGAAGAAUAAAUUUCUCAAAGAGCAGAAGAACCUCACUGUGACCAUAAAAAGACUAGAAUGUCAGAAACUGAGCAGACUGAGACAACUGAACGAAGAGAACAAGCAGUUUCGUUUGCUUAUGAUCAAGAAAUUAGCCCCCAGGGUUACCGUCAGCAGAGAGACGGCAGAGAGACGCAUUGGCACAGAACGGCUUUGUAAUGUCCCAUUUUCUUCUCUGCCUUCAAGAGCAACUAGCUGGAAGAGCCUAGAUCCCAAGUUUUCUGCCAGACCGAAUGCCCGGAUCUUUUCAGCCGAAGGCUGUGAGCUCCCAGCAACUCACCCUCCCAAGUUUUGCAAAGUAAGCUUAGAGCCUAAGGAAAAUUGGGGCUUUGAAAUGUGGCAUCCGAGGCAAGUUAACAGUGUAAUCGAAAGGAAAAGAGCCUCCAAUGGAAGUACCUAAAAUUAUCGGCAGUGUCUAUGAAUCCCAUG
Messenger RNA from Varanus komodoensis (Komodo dragon), 689 nucleotides. RefSeq lists its product as uncharacterized. The transcript is spliced from 2 exons. The record is from RefSeq and is a predicted model, not a curated record. Lineage: Eukaryota; Metazoa; Chordata; Lepidosauria; Squamata; Varanidae. Bases 31 to 660 code for a protein of 209 amino acids.